AUGUACAAUAUGGACAACACGAGGAGAGUAUUGGACGUAUCUUCCUUUCUUCUUGUCGAGGGCAGUGCAGACUCUGAGGCAGAUUAUGGACUUCCGAAGCUAUAUCUCGAUGUGACUAUAGCCUGUGAUGAUGAUGAUGAUGAUGAUGCAGAGUCAUGUAGCUGUGACACAACUGAUCAUGUACAUGGUUUUGAUGAAGCUUUUGAGGUUGAUGAUCAUCGGGAGCCAAGUUGGAGUGGCUGCAAGAUGAUUCUAAGGGAUGCAGCCUUGGAUUGCAUGAUCAUUGAGGAAGGUGAAGAGGAAUCGAAGGUUGAUAAUAAUCUAAGGAAGGAAGUCGUGGAUGCAAUGGAGGACAGACUCUUUUGGGAGACUUGCUUGGCUGCAGGGUACCCUUAA
Molecule: messenger RNA, 396 nt
Organism: Dovyalis caffra
Lineage: Eukaryota; Viridiplantae; Streptophyta; Magnoliopsida; Malpighiales; Salicaceae
Source: the annotation of a GenBank genome assembly